This is a messenger RNA of Lobosporangium transversale, 635 nucleotides long. Its product is annotated as ribosomal protein S9. Gene Ontology annotation, molecular function: RNA binding; structural constituent of ribosome. Gene Ontology annotation, cellular component: ribosome; cytosolic small ribosomal subunit. The record is from RefSeq and is a predicted model, not a curated record. Lineage: Eukaryota; Fungi; Mortierellomycota; Mortierellomycetes; Mortierellales; Mortierellaceae. The coding region runs from base 46 to 480 and encodes 144 amino acids. Gene Ontology annotation, biological process: maturation of SSU-rRNA from tricistronic rRNA transcript (SSU-rRNA, 5.8S rRNA, LSU-rRNA); translation. The transcript is spliced from 4 exons.
UGUGCAAAACCCUCUUUCAAAUCUUUGACUUGGCAUUUAUUCAUCAUGUCCUCCGACUCAAAGAGUGUUCAGUGCUACGGUCGCAAGAAAACCGCCACUGCCGUUGCUCACUGCAAGGCUGGUAAGGGUCUUAUUCGCCUCAACGGAUCCCCCCUUGAGCUCGUUGAGCCUGAUAUUUUGAAAUUCAAGGUCUAUGAGCCCAUUCUCCGCGUUGGCUCCGAUAAGUUUGCCAACGUCGAUAUCCGUAUCCGUGUCAAGGGUGGUGGACACACCUCUCAGAUCUAUGCUAUCCGUCAGGCUCUUGCCAAGUCAAUCGUCGCCUACUACCAGAAGUAUGUUGAUGAGGCCUCCAAGAACGAGCUCAAGCAGAUCUUCCUCCAGUAUGACCGUACCCUUCUCGUUGCUGAUCCCCGUCGCUGCGAGCCCAAGAAGUUCGGUGGUGCUGGUGCCCGUGCCAGAUACCAGAAGUCUUACCGUUAAAUAUCGAAGGACUGGCGGGAUGUUCGAUCUUUUUUGCGACUUGUUCAGUUUGGAGUUGUAUUUGGACAACUGUUCCGACUCUAUUUCAGGCAGCAAUAGAGAUCGUGCAUAUACGAAUAAAUUGACAUCCGUAAAUGUAUCUUUUUUACCUGUGC